Molecule: messenger RNA, 4042 nt
Organism: Bursaphelenchus xylophilus (pine wood nematode)
Lineage: Eukaryota; Metazoa; Nematoda; Chromadorea; Rhabditida; Aphelenchoididae
Source: the annotation of a GenBank genome assembly
AUGGGUUUGGAGCUGUCAACGGGAUGGGGGAAGGGGCUUGAGGUAAGAGGGGGGAGAAGAUGGAAGAAGAGGCGAGAUGUCAGAGUGAUCCGGGCCCAUGCCCAGCCCGGCCCUCCUGUCUUCGAGUCGCGGCCCUUGAAAGCCGGAAUCAGGACAUUCUCGGCCGUUUUUUUGCUUUUUUUAAAAUCAUUGCUUGGAGUGCAUAUUUGCAUUUGUUUACAAAUUUCAUUGGACCACGCCGCGGCGUUGUCCCCGUUUCAGGAGACGGUUUUGGUUUAGGCCCGUUUUUUGAUGCUUAGAUGCUUCAACAAGAAGUUCGAAAUGAGCCCAGCAGGAUGGUUGAGGGAAAAGAUGGAUAAGAGCCGAGGUGAUGAUGGCCCGCCUAUCAAUUAUGGAUUGCGACAGAAAUCCAUCUAUCAAAUCUCGGAACUAUUUUUUAUUUGGGGGCGACAUUAAUAAUAAUGUUAUUAGAUGCUAGCACGUUGACUAACCUCUUAAUCUUUAAUUCCAGUAUUAAAAUUUUUUGCCAAAAGUGUAAUAAUUACUUUCUAUUUAGCUUUUUGACAUUACACACAUCAUUCAAUGCCCUGCCGAUACUUUCUUAAUGUACCUACAUUUGAUUUCGUGAAGCGUAAAUCCGAUGAUCAACACCGUUUUUCCUCCCACUCUCAGGCAGUCCCGCCUUUUUUCGGUAGACUCCGGAACCGGCGCUGGCUUCGGAAGUGACCCGGUGCAUAAAAAAACUCAAUUUUUGAAUUUUACGCGGUUUUUCCCACCUCGGUCUAAAUCAUGGAAGCGUGUCUUGAGUUGUUUUAAAUUUUGUUCUCGAGUUAUUUAAAUGAGGCAUUGUGCCUUUCCGACCCGCUGCCGCACUUACUUCUUCCAGAAAAGUUAACCCGGCAAUUAGUUGGCUUUGACUUUUUUGGCGCCAAAGGCAAGGGAUCAAAAGUUUUCAUAUUGUUCUCGGCCGCACUUGAUAUGUUGUUGAUGGGCUGCUCUUCAUCGCGUACUUUCAGAGACGCCCUGGAUUUGAAGACAAGGCCACCCAGAACACCGGCUUUGCAAAUCCUCCUCCAAACGGGGCGAUGAGGCGGACGGAUUGGUCUCAGUUCCUGCUGGUCUUAAUCAUGCUUCUAGUGGCUCCGGAAUCCGCUCAACGUGCCACUGAAGCCCCUGCCGAAAUCUCUCACAAACAUCGUUCGAAAGGUUUGCUCAAAGUUUGCAACUUUUCUUUUUUUGAACUUCUUGCUUCGAACGUUUGUGUUCUCAUCUCACUUCCUUCCUCUUCCUCAUUUCUCAGCACUCACGUGAUCUCGGACAUUUCGCAAGUCUGGUUGACGUAGCGGUUGACCGUUGGAUAAUGUGCGCAACUUUUGGCACUUUGUCGAUUUCAGUCUUAUCAAUCUUGUAACGUGGCCAAUUUAAAUUAAAAGUCAGAGAUUGGUCAGCGGGAUGUCACUCAGCUCAACGACAGAUCCAGGGCCCUUUUUUAAAUACGAGGAGAAACGAAAAGUUUGGGGAAUGCCUCAGGCUUUUCACCAGAUUUACAUAAUCUUUAUGUCAUUGCGGUCUUGCGAAACGUUUUUUCCGGUAGAGCAAAGUCGAGGAUUUCAGCCAAGCUUGGUAUGAUGACAUUAAAAAGGGUUCAAGUGCAUUGGAAACGGCUGUAAGGGAUCUGGGGAUCAUAAGUAUCCGAUUUCAUUCUCCCUCCUAGACAUAUGUUUAGAUGAUGUUUCUGCUCAUCAAAGUCAUAAACUUUACAGAAUGUGACAAGUGUGAUCUUCGUUCUUCGUAUUGUAAAACAUGGGAUGAUGGGAAUUACACUUGUGAAUGCAGAAACGGAUUCACGAGGAACGUAAUCACGGGGAAAUGUGUCAUUCAAGGAGAUGUUGACGAGGAACUUAAAUUGUACACAGAAAGUGGAGACCAAUGCAUUUUGGGACAGGCAGAAAAACACGCCACUCGGUACGAAGCUGACAUCAAAUGCAAUGAAUACAAUUUUAGAAUACUCACGGGAAUUCUGCAAAGGUACGACCGAAAUCUGGUCCCCAAAAUCUCCGGAGUGGAUGUUGACGUGGAACUGUUGAUCCAGAAAGUAACAGAGAUAAAUGAAAUCACGUCAUCUUCAAAGAUGGAUAUCCUUUUCUCACAGAUAUGGCAUGACCCUGGUCUUUCAUUCGAACAUGAAGAAGGAGCCCAAUGUGUGGCCAAUCUCUCGUUAUCCCAUCGAAUGGUCGAGAGUAUCUGGCUUCCCAAUGUGUGUUUGGUGAACUCCAAAGCAGCCGGAGUCCAUUCCUCACCUACUCCUAACAUAUUCUUGGCCAUUUUGCCCAACGGAACAAUCUGGAUGAAUUACCGAAUUGUUGUUGAAUCUCCCUGCACCUUCGAAUUCACUACUUUCCCGGUAAGAACACUAGUAUUUGUCUUACUUGAUAUUGUCAUGACGAGCUAGGUUUUGUUAUGACAAUAGCCUGACGAUUCUGAAUUUCUCCCAUUCAUCCCGAAGAUGUCUAUAGAUGUGACAAUAAUUAAUAAUUAAUUAAUGGAAGAACUCGGCGAAAAAUACAUUCAGGGGACUUUCUGCAUGACCUGCAGAUGAUAUCCCGCAAUUGUCAUUCCAUGUUUAUAACAGUGUAUUAUUGAAAUGAAAGAAGACUAUCAAAGAUUUGCACGUUUUUCUUCCAGAUGGACCAAGUCGAAUGCACUACUGUCUUCGAGAGUUACUCUUUCAAUGUUGGGAAAGUGCGACUAUUCUGGAAACGACAAGGAGUACCCGUUGAGAUCAUCGGUGACAUUAAUCUACCCGACUUUAUGAUGACUCACUUUGUCCAUGAGAAGGCCACAUUCCAUUAUCCAGCUGGUGUUUGGGAUCAAGUAAGUUGGGGUGCAGUCAGUUGGUUCUUCACAAAUAUUAUUCUUGGCCAUGUAAUCAAUCAAAUUCCCGUCCGUCAAUCACCUCCGAAAUUCGAAAUGACAAGCGCGAAAGAUUUCCGAUUAUUUGGCAUGUGCCGGCGAUUUUAAAAAUCUUUUUUUUCGAAAUUUCAAAGUCAUAAUUGUAAAGGUAAAUGGUGCUCAAAGAAAUACAGAAUGAAUGAUUUCAGUUGAGUAUUAAAAUCUUCUUCCGGCGUUCCUUUGGUUUCUACAUUCUUCAAAUCUACAUGCCCACAUAUUGUAUGGUUUUCAUUUCAUUUAUCUCUUUCUGGCUGGACCGCCGGUCCCUGCCUGCACGGGUCACUUUGGGCGUAUCAUCUCUGAUGGCCCUCACUUUGCAAUACAGUAAUAUUGCUCGAUCUCUCCCUAAGGUAAGUACUUUUUUAAUCUCACAUUUUUGAUGAUUCUUUGUCUAAUCCUUCUUCUUUUAGGUCAGCUAUGUAAAGGCCGUUGACGUUUUCUCCUUUGGUUGUUUGGCUUUUAUUUUCUUGACUGUUGUUGAAUUGGCUGUUGUUGGAUCGUUGGAAAAACGCAACUUCAAAAGAGAUCUCUCUCAACCGGUUGAAUAUUUUGAAACGGGUAUUGUAUCGAAUAAAGAUUUGGCACGGCGAGCGUUCCAAAAAGCUAUCGGGGAACGACAGAGCAAUCCAGUAAGUUAUCUUAUUCAUCUACAUAAAAGGCAGUUCAUCAAAAAAAACCAUCACCUCAUUAUAGAGAUAUCGUGUCCGCCGAGUUGAUAGUAAUGCCGGUGCUUCCACAGAAUGGAAGAAGAGCACUUGGGCCAACCUCGAGGAUGCUACCUUUGUGGAAUGCCCUCAAACGGAUACUACUGGUGACAUUCCCGCACCUAAUUCACCCUCAGCUCGAUCACUUCCGGCCUCCCGAACUGGAACCAGAGGCGGAUCUUUCUGGAAAAAGUCAUUCCGAAGAAAAGGUGCCGUCAAGGCUAUCACACCAAAGCUAUUCGACAAAUGGACCGGGGAAGACUUGGAUAGGUUGGCAUUAUUACUGUAAACCGCAUUUCUUUAGAUUCUGCCAGAAACUGUUCCCAAUCACAUUCGCCGUUUGCAACCUCAUCUACUGGUUAUACCUCUCCGCCAAAUCUCGAUAA